AUGGAGGUCGCCUUCACCGUCUCCCCGGGUGAGCGGCAGCACGUGGAGUACCUCGCCGACCUCUUCGCCAUCAUCAUGGCGAUCGAGAAGGUUGAGAAGGCGAUGCUGCGCGACUUGAUUACGCAGGAGCAGUAUGACACAGUCAUACGCCGUCUGCUCGAGAAGUACACCUCCACAGUGUCGCACCUCGAGCAGAGCCACAACCCGCACUAUACCACUAUCGAAUCCUUCUGGGAGAACUACGGCUCCAAGUGUCCAGCCGCCCGCACACGGAUUCAGCUCGGUCUCAACGGCGAGAAGCAGCAGAAGGAGCGAGAUGGACGCGUGGACCCGCGUCUGGUGCUGGAGUGUGGGCAGUACUUCAUCACGCUAAUGGACUGCCUGAAGCUGCAGCAGACGGCGGUGGACCAGUUAUACACGCUUCUGACGGAUCUCAUUCAAGGCCUGACACGGCUGCGGGUGACGGAGCGGGACUUCUUUAGGCCCCUCGUGUCGUGGAAGGAGAAGCUGGACACCAUGAGCGCCUCGGACGAGCUCAAUGAGAGGGACACGCGUGAGUUCGCCUUUGUGCUGGAGCGGGGCUACCAGGCCUUCCACGCGUACCUCGGCGAGACCACUACGAGGACGAGGGCGUGA
This is a messenger RNA of Trypanosoma grayi, 636 nucleotides long. Its product is annotated as vacuolar protein sorting-associated protein-like. The transcript has a single exon. Gene Ontology annotation, molecular function: protein-containing complex binding. Lineage: Eukaryota; Euglenozoa; Kinetoplastea; Trypanosomatida; Trypanosomatidae. Bases 1 to 636 code for a protein of 211 amino acids. The record is from RefSeq and is a predicted model, not a curated record. Gene Ontology annotation, biological process: protein transport to vacuole involved in ubiquitin-dependent protein catabolic process via the multivesicular body sorting pathway. Gene Ontology annotation, cellular component: ESCRT I complex.